Messenger RNA from Lentinula edodes (shiitake mushroom), 663 nucleotides. RefSeq names its product NADH dehydrogenase 1 alpha subcomplex assembly factor 3. Gene Ontology annotation, cellular component: mitochondrial inner membrane. The record is from RefSeq and is a predicted model, not a curated record. The coding region runs from base 1 to 663 and encodes 220 amino acids. Gene Ontology annotation, biological process: mitochondrial respiratory chain complex I assembly. NCBI's taxonomy places the organism in Eukaryota, Fungi, Basidiomycota, Agaricomycetes, Agaricales, Omphalotaceae. The transcript is spliced from 3 exons.
AUGAAAGCUUUCCAGCGAAUUCCCUGUCAUUUUUCUGUAGGAACGACUUGCUCUAGACCGGGGCUUGCUUCAUUUCCUUCACUACUAAUCUCAAGAACGAAAAAACAAACUUACACCAAAUCUGUACAUAAACACACCGUGACACCUCCUUCAACCCGGACCUUUCAUUCGACUUCAUCGUAUUCCAAUAAUGGUCCAACAGCCAAAGCCCAACCAUUCACAAACAUCCUCGCCUCUGACGUUCCUCCUCCUGUCCAAGUCGCCUCUAUAUCACCAAGUGGAAUCGAAUUGACGGAUGGAUUGAUUAUCCCUGGAGCUUGUAUUUUUUUGGAAGGAAAGGUCUUCCUGUGGGAUCCUCCGAAAACAUUUUGGGAAGGAUGGAAGGAAGAGCAUUUCGAUGUCUUUGAGGUUGUCGUGCCGAAACCUGAGAUUCUAUUGCUUGGGACUGGAAAGACGAUAUUUCAGCCGCCGCCGUAUAUCAGGGAGCAUUUGAACAAGAUGGGUAUCCAGCUUGAUGUUAUGGAUACUAGGAACGCGUGCUCAACGUACAACUUGCUUUCAGAAGAAGGUAGAAGAGUAGCUGCUGCUCUGCUACCCCUUGCGCCUCUUGCGUGGCAGAAGAAGACUGAAGAGAUUCCAAAGUCGAGUGCUAUGUCGAAUUGA